Messenger RNA from Neurospora hispaniola, 976 nucleotides. RefSeq lists its product as uncharacterized. The coding region runs from base 1 to 531 and encodes 176 amino acids. Lineage: Eukaryota; Fungi; Ascomycota; Sordariomycetes; Sordariales; Sordariaceae. The record is from RefSeq and is a predicted model, not a curated record. The transcript has 5 exons.
AUGUACGGAGCGCCCGCGACAAUCACCCCGGCCCGGUUUGGGGAAUGCUGGUCGAGUGUGAGAUGGCCAGACUUGAUCGACCCCAACGCCUGCUUGGAAGGACGAUGGUCAAAUGAGAUUCUCGCCUUUGGAUUCUCGUUCGCUUACGGCGCACUGCGUUGGCACUGGACGUACGGAUACAUAGUUCCAUUGGGUCUCGAGAGUCUGAACACGAAAAAGGGCUGGAGGGGUAUCUCGUGUCUUGUCCGAACAUCAGCGACAUGUUACAAACAUUCCCGUCCCGAAGUGGACAGCCAUCAAGAACCAUGGACAAUUAAAUUGACGACAAGCACAAUGGAAUACACGUCAAAGGUGACGAUGGGACACUUGCACGUUUAUGGAAUCCAGUCGGCAAUUAACCCAAAAACCGGGCAUGAUAAUGAGACAUGUUCCACUGCCUUGGUCUGCGGAGGCGUGAUGAACAACCGCGCUCCUUCCUGUUCCUCAUGGCGGACACCCUCCUGGCAAAGCGCCCGAACGCUCCUGCAGUAAUGGCGGGGUCUUUGGCGGGGAUCCAGGCACCUCACCUGGAGCUGCCAGCAUUAAGUGACCGAAACUCCAAAUUCUUCGCGCUUCUGUUCUGGGCUGUUCUUCCUCAAGCAAACAGAUCCCAUGCUCAUGCGAUACCUUGUACACAGUUUCCAUCAGUUCUUCGCAAAGAUGUCGAGCCAACGAAAUCAAUUUCAUCCCACGGUCUUUACCUUUCGCGUUGGAAGCUGAAAACUGGUCACCGCAUCGUCCACCCAAUUUCCGAGGCUCGACACUAACAAAAAAGCGAGACUCCAAAAGGCGUCAUACUUACCGACUACGCCGGACCGCGGCACACCGGCAGACGGUGCACCGCACAAACCCUACGAGGUGGUACCGCCAGCACGUGCUGUACGCUACUAUUUCCAAUUCUUACGAGGAGACUUGCAGCGCAAAGCCAGAAGCACCA